AUGAGUGCAUCUCGCACAACCCAAUGUCUGCUCACAUUAUCGACAAAGCCGGAGAUAGCAUGUCUCGUCCGAGUCUUUUCUCUUCGUCUGUCUUCCUCUCGCAUACUCCAUGAAUCUCCCAACAUUCUCGCUCAUGCAUUGGGUAACAUGACCAACUUAAUUUCUCUUUCUCUCCAUUUGGCUGUAUUCGCCACAUCUGCUAUCCUCAGCCAAGCCACCUUUCGGCUUACAAAACUCGUUUGUAUUAUGACUUCUGAUGAAGCAUAUUCUAUAUCGACGUUCCUAUCAACCCAACCGGAUAUCGAAGAAUUGUACAUCGUCGGCCAGCCGAAUGGGUUAACUGACCUCGACAUAGAUGCGCUUCCCGCGCUACGGGAUCUGGCUGCACCUUUACGACUAAUACCCAGUCUAAUACGCUCUAGCGGUUCUAAAAUUUCUCAUCUCUCCAUCCUCGGAACAAUAGCUGAAUUCGAAGAAUUUGUACAACUUGGCACAAUCCUUGAAGCAAUCCAAGCACCAGGACGGGUCGAGCUGGUCAUGAGUGUCGAUAUCACAGCUUUUCUCAUGACGACCGAUAUACUCGCGAAGGGGCUGAGCCUACUUGGUCAAAGAGCUCCAUUUACUAUUAGCCUGCUAAGGUUAGAACUUCACCGAGGGCAUAUUAGACAGGACGAUCUGCGAGACGUACUUAAAUCUGCCCUUCCCGAGUUCCCAAAUCUUAAAACGCUAGUCAUAAUGUCCCAUUCACCAGUUCGAGGCGCAUACAUCCGUACACCAACGCAAGCACUGUCCUAUUCACCACCAAUCUGUAGCAUACCAAUCGGCGCCCUCUCCACCCUCGCGCCUCUCCACCCGUCAUCUCGACUUGAAUAUGAUGAAGCACGGGGCUGGAUUAGUCUGAUACCUGGUGUGCUUCAUGACAAGUCGUGUCAUAAGAAAUUGCUAGGCACAUGGCAUCGCGUUCAUCCUGUGCUAGAACGCGUUGUGUUUCCAAUUGGCACCUACACAUUUGUGCACAAGAAGCGGUAG
Rhizoctonia solani is the source of this 1029-nucleotide messenger RNA. RefSeq lists its product as uncharacterized. The transcript is spliced from 2 exons. The record is from RefSeq and is a predicted model, not a curated record. NCBI's taxonomy places the organism in Eukaryota, Fungi, Basidiomycota, Agaricomycetes, Cantharellales, Ceratobasidiaceae. The coding region runs from base 1 to 1029 and encodes 342 amino acids.